AUGAAACUCGCAACAUUUUUGUCGUUUUUUGCCGCGACGGCUUUUGCAGCACUUUCGAAUAAUACGAAUAAUCCAAAUGGAUACGAUCCGCUCUUCGACUGGAAUAUCGUCAACGACAAUGAGUAUCUCAAAGAGUAUAAUGUGACGUACACGGAUUUGAUCAACAAGCCGAUUCAGUUGUGGAUCUGGAUACAAGCUGUUUGGAUGCAAGGGCAGGUUUGGUAUCAACUCUCAGAGCAAUACGGAAACGGUUGGGUCGAGAAAUUCUCUCGUGAAAAUGUCGACUCGCGCUGUAUGAUCAACUGGGCGCGGGAUAUGGAAGUCAUCGUUGAAGAAUUCAUGGCAAUCGUCGAGUUCAGCAUUGAAGACUGGGCACAGUUGCUCUACCCUGCUCCUUGCUGCAUGUAUGAUCCGGAUGAGAUUCGAGCUUUGUACCUGGUUCCGUAUCAAGAAGCGAUUACGAAGGUUCUCGCUUGGUCAGGAGAGUGGACUUAUCGAUACUGGGAGAUGCUUUUUGGAUACAACGGAUGGGUUGAAGUUGGACAAGGAUGGGUUGUUAAGUGGGAGACCGAUUUUGAGUGGCAUAAACUUUCUGACGUCACGCACUAUCUACGAGUCUGGGUUGCUGAUCUUGAACGACACUCAUUCUGGAGCAUCGAAGCUUGGGAAGACAUCAUCUGCGGUCCCCGAGAGGAAAUAACCGGAACAUGCACUUGGAAGACGGUUGAUGGAAAAGCAGUCGCGAAGGAUGUUUUCCACGUUUUGGACAUUUUGGUCGACAAGCUCGAUGAAACCUUGCAGUGGUUCUCGCUUGUCAUUGGAAACAUUAUCGAUGCGACUGCGAACAAAAAUGAUCCAAAUGAGAAAAUAUAG
Oikopleura dioica is the source of this 873-nucleotide messenger RNA. The record is from the annotation of a GenBank genome assembly. NCBI's taxonomy places the organism in Eukaryota, Metazoa, Chordata, Appendicularia, Copelata, Oikopleuridae.